ACGGAUCAUAUUUUAUUUAAUUGUUCAAAUUUAUCCAUUUCGCUUUAUGAUUUGCUACCAUCAAAAGUUCCACGUCCAACAAAUAUAAAAUGUAUCUUGAGUAUGGAGAAUCCCAGCCCAUUCAAAAUUUUAGCAAAAUUCUUUGCAAUCAAUAAUAGUCUUAAUUUAUAAAUAUAUUUGUUUUCUAUAUACAUUCUAUUUGUAUUAUCUUUAACAAUGUAAUCAGAUAGACGCGCUCAGAGCUAUUUUUUUUAUUUUAUUGAAAUUCAAAAUUUUACAUAUUUUAUUAUUGUUUCUAUACGUGUAAAGACCACAAACGUGACAUUGGCGGAAUUGUGUAAAUGCAAAUAGGCCAUGAAUUAAAAAAGAAGAAGAAGAAGAUAUUAUUCCGUUUACAACUUGAACUGUCCAGCGAUCUGAUUUUAUGAGAAUGGAGAUUAUGACUACGUGACUACUUUUAGUCACCACUUUGUGUUAUAACAGUACAUUAUUGAAUGUCAUGGUGGCUUAGUUUCAAAAUGUCUAGUAGUAGUUCUUUGCUUUUUUCCAUCAAUAAUGAAGGCAAAGUGUAUGCUUUAUCAACCGGUGGAUCUUGCUGGAGAGAAUUUAUGUACCUCGGUUUAGAAUUUAAAACUUUAUCUGCAGUGCCUCAUUUCUUAUGGGCUGUCGGAGGUGACCGGCAAAUAUAUCUUCAUGUGCACGGUUUGGAAAUUCCUAUUCGGGUCAAAGAAGAAUCAUAUGAAAACGAGAGAUGGUUACCAUUAGAAGGAUUUAGCGGCCGACUGCUUCCUACAGAUAGAUAUCAUUUUUCGUCACAAGAUGGCACAAAGGACAGAUCUAUUGAUCGUAUACGUUUACCGUCCAUGGCGUGGCAGUGGGAAGGAGAUUGGCAGUUAGAAUUGACAUUAGAUGGACAGCCUCUUGACCACGAUGGCUGGAGCUAUGCAGUUGAUUUCCCUGCACAGUUUAGUCCAGUCAAGCAGUGGAAAUCUUGUGUUAGGAGGAGAAAAUGGAUAAGAUAUCGAAAAUUUAGUGCAAUGAAUUCAUGGUGUGCCAUUGCUCCUCUCCAUAAAGACCCAACCCAAGAGCCUUUUAUUGAUGUUAGUAUUGGUGGAAAUGAAAUCCCAUAUGCUCUUCCUGGAUCACUGUCAGUAUGGUCAAUAACAGCUCAUGGUAGAGUCAUGUACAGGUCUGGAGUGAGCACAACUUCACCUGAAGGCUUGAAAUGGAUAAAUGUUAGCAUUCCUCCAAACUGUGAUAUUAAACAGAUAUCUGUUGGUCCUACUGGUCUAGUCUGGGCUUUACUGUGGACUGGCCGAGCAAUUGUAAGAAAGGGUAUAACUAAAGAUUGUUCCACAGGUGAUGGUUGGCUUGAAGUGAAAUCACCUAAUGAAACAAGACUUUCUGUCAUAUCCGUGGGAUACAAUGCUGUAUGGGGUGUGAGUUCUGAUGCUAGAGUAUGGUUUAGAAAAGGCAUUGAUGGAAAUUUAGCAGGAUCUUCUGAAGCAGCUGCAAUGGGAAAUGGUUGGUUAGAAAUCACAGGUAACAUGAUUCAUAUUUCCAUUGGUAGAAAUGACCAAGUGUUUGCUAUUGGAGAAACAGAUAAAGCUAUUUAUUGGCGUAGUGGAAUAACACCUUCAGAGUUGACAGGAAAACGUUGGAGGAUGGUACAGGCCAAUAUGCAACUUAGCCGUACUUCAAGCUCAGCCAGUGUUAUAUCUUCCGCUUCCAAUCCUAAGCAUCACAGCUUAAAUACCCUUAGUGAAACAGGCCCUGAGCUUAAAUCCAAUAUUAAACUAAAUAAUUCUUGGGAAGAGUCCCAUUCUGCUCCCAUUGAACAUACUUUACCAGUAAAAUCUAUUAAAGAGAGACAUUCAAAAGGCAAUGCCCAUGUUGAACAUGUUGAUUUAACUGGCAAAAGCUAUGAAACUACACUAAAAAAUCCUCGUGCUUGGAGCCCAGUUCGUAGUGUUGGAUCAGUAGUUGGUAUGGAAGCCCAGCCUGAUAGUGAUAGCAGUGUAUUUGAUGUUGAUUCAGGUAUGUACUUUGAUGAGGAGAUUAGUCAAACGGCAUGGGGCACAUGUGAUACUACAUGGGUAUUUGUUGAUGCUGGUGCAUGCUGUGUAGACACUGUUCAGAUUCCACAUUGGUUUACUGAUAAUUACAAAUCCCAUAAUUUAGACUUGACUACUAAAUGGAGAAUUCAAAUUUUAGAGAGUCUAAAAAACCGAAAUCAAGGUUAUGAUGUAUCAAAUUAUGGUAUUGCAAUAGAAGAAAAAGGCUGGACACGCAGUUGUGAAUCGAGAUUGAUAAAUGCUAACAAUACUGGAGAAGAUUGUAUAUUAUCUCUUUAUUGGCAUGCCUUAGAAAAUAUAGGGACACUUUCAGUGUUUCAACCAGAUGGAACAAUAAAGUUUAUAUUGAAUUUAGGUGAAGUUACAAGCGUGUUUACUUCAUCUGAACCUGGAUGUCCAAGAAUAACACUGCUUGCUUCUAGACAACAUAAAGAUGGUAUCAAAAUUCAGUUUAUAUCUGAAAUGGAACAAGAAGAUUGGCUCUGUGUGCUAGUGGAUAUAACAUCACAAAUAAAUGGACUAUCUGGAAAGCCAUCUCCUAAUUCUUUAUGGGCAAUCACUAAUUCAGGAGAUAUAAUUAAUUGGGAUCCAAAAGCAGCACAAUUAAAUUCUGACAGUAAUGGUAUCUAUACCAAAGAAUUUCAAGUUUUUGGGAAAGAUAUUUUGUCUGGAUUCUCAACUAAUUUGAGUAGUAGUUUUCCACAUGGCAGUUUAUUAAAAGUUACAGGAAGUUUAAGUGAUGACAUUAAAAGAUUUCAUAUAAAUUUACAAGGACCAGAAAUAAAAAAACAAAGGCACAAAAUAGAGGUGGAAGUUUCAGAAAUUCCUUUACAUUUCAAUGUCAGAUUUGAUGAGUCAACAGUUGUGUGUAAUACCAAAAUAUUGGGUACUUGGGGAUGUGAAGAACGCCAUGAAUUACCACUUGCACCAGGACAAGAAUUUAGUAUUAAAAUUGUAUGUCAAGAACAGGGUUUUAAAAUAGUUGUUAAUGACAAGAGCUACUGUUUUUUUGAACAUAGGCUAAAUCCUGAAACUAUAACGACAGUAUCAGUAAAAGGAUCUUUGAAACUUUAUUCCAUGGAGUAUUAUACAACUAGCAUCAUUAUUGAUCCAGAGGAGAUGAUUUGGCGUGUUAUGGGUGGAUACUUACGCAAAGUUGAAUGCUGUCAUAAUGGCAUUGUUUGGGGAAUAAGUCAUGAUCACAGAGCUUGGGUAUACACUGGAGGAUGGGGAGGGGGUGUUUUAAAAGCAAUAAGUUCCAAGGAAGGCAUUAAUUCCAUGACAGAUACACAAACAUAUUGUGUAUAUGAAAACCAGAGAUGGAAUCCUCUCACAGGCUAUACAUCGACUGGUCUUCCUACAGAUCGCUAUAUGUGGAGUGAUAUAACAGGAAAGCAUAAGCGAACACGAGAACAUACUAAGUUACUUAGUCGUCAUUGGCAUUGGAUAUCUGAAUGGAUGACCGAUUAUAAUACUCCAGGUGGUGUAGACAAUGAUGGAUGGCAGUACGCAACAGACUUCCCAGCGCCGUAUCAUGGCAAAAAAUUGUUUACCGAUUGCGUUCGACGCAGACGUUGGUAUCGGAAAGCUCAAAUUAUCACGGAAGGUCCUUGGAUUCGUGCGGGGGGCACUGCUUUGUUGGACAUAUCUCUAUGGAACAAUGAUGAUGAAACUUUGGUUUGGGCUAUUACUCUGGGAGGUGAAGCGAUUUAUCGAACUGGUGUAACUACAAAUACUCCUGGGGGUGUCCACUGGGAACAUGUAAAUAGCUCUCAAUCAUUAAUUGCUAUAAGUACCUGCAAUUACUUAAUUUGGUCAGUGGGGCGAAAGGGGGAGCUGUAUUAUAGAGAGAAUUCAUGCAAAGAAAAUAUAGCAGGUUCAAGCUGGAAGUUAAUAGAAGCACCAAAAUAUAACACUUACAAUCAAAAAUCCGUUGGAGUCAAGACUGUAUCGCUGACUAAAAAUUUUGCCUGGGUAUUACUCUCAAAUGGUGUUCUCGCUGUUCGAACUGAUAUAAGCACAAGCCACCCCGAUGGAAAACAAUGGAAAUAUUUGUCAGGUACAAAACAAGUUUCAUUUUGACAAGUUAAGGAUUUUUGUAUCACUCUAAUACUUAUAUUGCCUCCUUUUUUAUGUAAAUCCUAAUUUUAGG
Molecule: messenger RNA, 4227 nt
Organism: Diatraea saccharalis (sugarcane borer)
Lineage: Eukaryota; Metazoa; Arthropoda; Insecta; Lepidoptera; Crambidae
Source: the annotation of a GenBank genome assembly